Molecule: messenger RNA, 1665 nt
Organism: Rhinocladiella mackenziei CBS 650.93
Lineage: Eukaryota; Fungi; Ascomycota; Eurotiomycetes; Chaetothyriales; Herpotrichiellaceae
Exons: 1
Coding region: 1-1665 (554 amino acids)
Source: RefSeq, a predicted model, not a curated record
AUGCCUCCUCCUGGAGAAAGCACACGCGCCAACGGGGACGCCCAGACUUCUCAAAUUCCCACCGUGAAUGGAAAUGAGCAGACGAAAGAUGCGAGGAAAUCGAAACCUCGACCGGACUCCGCGCCUCGAACAACAACAAAACAGAACGUCGCAGAAGCAGGAGCCGGAGUGAAACUGACAGGCGCGCAAUUGAAAAAGCAGAAGGCUGCCGAAAAAGCGGCAAGGAGAGCAGAAAAGGUCGCCGAGAGGGGAGCACAGGCACCAACACAGGCUCAGGACGGUGUUCUGGGUGGUUCAGCAACGAAACCGGAGACGCAGAGGAGACCAUCGACGACGAAAAGAGAAAGUGAUACCGUUUCGCAUCACAAGAGGACUCCGUCGGCUGGCGGAAAGGCUCUGCCCAUACGUGGAGGUGUGCAACAACAACAGCAACCGCAAACGUCGACAGUUCCUGAGAAAGAGAAGCGACCUGAUCUCAAGCGCGUCACCAUGUUCUCACAUUUAUACCCGAAAGAACAGAAAGCCACUCUUUCAGGAUCCGGACGUGAAAUCCAUCCCGCCGUAUUGGCUCUCGGUCUACAACUCCGAGACUAUGUCAUAUGCGGAGGAAAUGCUCGAUGUGUCGCAACAUUACUCGCCUUCAAGAAAGUCAUUCACACGUACACGACACCCCCGGGAGUCGCCCUCUCCAGACAUCUUCUUACUCACCUGAACCACCAAAUUGCCUAUCUCCGCAACGCGAGGCCGCUGAGCAUGAGUCAAGGGAACAGCAUUCGAUGGCUCAAGAAUCUCAUCUCGACACAACCAGUGGAGGCCACCGACAGUGAAGCAAAACAAAGUCUCUGUCAGGCUAUCGACUUAUUUAUUCGUGAACGAAUCACAUUGGCCGACGAAGUUAUCGCACGUACAGCAAGCGAUCGCAUUGUCGAUGGCGACGUUAUUCUCACCUACGCGAAGAGCAGCAUCGUAGAGAAAACCCUCAUCACCGCACACCGUCAGGGCAAGAAGUUCAAAGUCAUCGUCGUUGAUUCGCGGCCGAUGUUUGAAGGCAAAAACCAGGCGAGAAGUCUCAUCCGUGCCGGCUUGAAAGUCCAGUACGCCUUACUUAGCGCAAUCGCGGACGUGGUGGACCUGGAAUCUGUGACCAAGUGCUUUCUAGGUGCGUCGGCUAUGUUGGGGAAUGGCAAACUUUUGUCACGCGCUGGUUCCGCAAUGGUCGCCAUGAUGGCGAAGGAAUCUUUGAAGAAUAAAACACGCAACGUUCCCGUCGUGGUGCUUUGUGAGACGGUCAAGUUCACCGCGAAAGCCGCGUUGGAUAGUAUCAUCAUGAACGAAGUAGGCGAGGCAGAUGCUCUGGUCGAGUCUGCUCAACCUGACAUUCUAUCCUCGACGAAUUCCCCACCGGCAGCCGCGCUAAAGGGUAGCACCAAAAAGCCUAAUCCAAAAGACAAAGAUGACGAUGACGGCGAUGACAAGAGCAGCAACAACUCGAAUACAGGACUGGAAGGCUGGAGGGGUCAGCCGGGUCUAUUCCUCUUGAAUCUCAUGUACGAUGUCACGCCGUCCGAGUUUCUGGAUCUGGUCAUUUGUGAGUUGGGUAGUCUGCCGCCUGGUGCAGUCCCGGCCGUUAAUGGCGUCCACGGUGAUGAUCAGGCUCUGGCAUGA